UCCUAUCAUUUAUCUACUCCGAUCGAAGAAGCCGGUUCUUUUGGCGGUGUCCGCACUCGGAGGCAGUAUGACUUUUAUGUCAGGGCCAUCAUGCUAGAAAGCAUCUGUUGCUUGAUGUUGGUUAUCAACGUUCGUCCAUUCUUUCUCUGUUUCGUUCUUUGGCAUGUAGUGUUUUCAACGAUUUCCGGUUUUUCUCUGAUGCCUUCCAUAUGGUUGUAUAAUGUGCUUCUGGCCUUGCUAGUGAGAUAUUCAUAUGGGUAGAUGCAUGUAAGUAGUUCAUCGAUACGCUGAGCCUAGUCCCACAGGAGCUUCGGGAAUG
Molecule: messenger RNA, 319 nt
Organism: Aureobasidium pullulans EXF-150
Lineage: Eukaryota; Fungi; Ascomycota; Dothideomycetes; Dothideales; Saccotheciaceae
Exons: 1
Coding region: 91-261 (56 amino acids)
Source: RefSeq, a predicted model, not a curated record